CGCCUUCGUUGGCUCGACGCGUUCACAACGUUGUGCAUUCGCCGUGUGUGACGGGAGCUUUUGUGUAUUGUUAUUGUAUUUUGUAUUUUGUAUUCGCUCACUUCCGUUCGUAUCGUGUAUUGCACACAUAAACACACAUACAAAUGCACAUAUACAUGUACUAUACAAAAAAAUCAUUUCUAAUUUUAUAAAAAUAUACGCGCAUACCUAUGAAUAAAUUGCGCUGGCGUGUGCCCUCCUGCCUGCCCCCCUCUCCCUCAGUUGGCAAUAAAUGAAAAACAGCCAGAAAAAUAUAUACAUCUCUAUAUUUGAAAAUCUGUUUUAUGCGUGAUAAAAGUGACAAAAUCUAAUUUCGAAAACGUUUUUGAAACAUUAACAACUUUUUUUAUGCAUUGCAUUGCUUUCUUAUAUGUUAUUUUCAACCGCACAAAACAAAAAAAAAAAACAACAAAAAUCAACUGUUUAUUUUCUUUUGGGCACAUAAAUUCUUUAGUUGAAAGUGAAAGCUGCUGCGUCUGUGAAAUGUUGUCGCCGGCGAGCUAAAGCAAAAACGAAUCAACCAACAAAAAAAAAAAAAUAAAUAUAAAACAAUAGCGCGAAAACGGAAAACCAAAACCAAAAACUAAAAAAAAAAAAACGAGACAAGUUAUGCUAAUUUAUAGUAUUAGCUGUGCUGUGUUGAGAAAUGUAAGCCAAAUUUGCACAUGACGAAGCGACAAACACAAAAUUCAACAGAUAUUCAAACAUUGUUCGAUGAGCAGCAGCAGCAGCAAAAAUAAAUUGGCCAAAAUGCGUCUGCAACAGCGUUAUAACCAACAGCAACAACAACGGCAGCAGCAACAACAGCUCGAUAGCAACUCAAACGAUUGGCAAUAGCAGCAGCAACAGCAACAACAACAAUAAUAACAAUAUGAAUAACAACAACAACAAAAUGCACAAUCAACGCGCCAAGAUACUAAACAUCAUCAACAGCAAUCGCAACAAUAACAAUAACAACAACAACAGCAGCAGCAACAACGGUUUCUUCAAACUGCGCAGCUCAACAAAAGCGACAGCAAAAGCAGCAACAACUUCUUCAAGUAAAAACAAUUGCAGCAACCAACAAGCCAUGCAACUGGAUGUUGAUGCCGAUGAUGCGAUUGUGGAAACACUGGAGGAGACCACAACAGCUGUGGAGCUUCGAUCGAAGGCAGCUUCAGCCUGCUCAGCGUCAGCAACUGUUGCCAUCGGCAAUGGCUCAAACGCUAACUCGGCCAGCAACUCGAGCUCACAGUAUCGCGGCUACACCACGCUGAGAAGCAACUCCACUUCGGCCAUACUGGCGGAGGUUGGACUGCCGGGUCUGUUGAGCAACAGUGCGAGCAUGUUGUACGCCCGCCCCCGCACUCUGAAUGUCCACAAUAUCUGCCAGACGCCAGCGCAAAUAACGCAAAUGUUUUUUGGAGAAGUCCUCAAUGCGUGGAGAGCCAAAGCCCGUUGCAAUGUGGUGCCUGAAGAGCGGACUCAGGAGCUCUUUCACGAGCUAAGCUUUCAUCCCAGCCAAAAGCAGAUUUGCGAAAUGCUGCAGACGGCUAAGAAAGUGGCCCGCAAAGGUCGAGGGCAGGCGAAUGGUUUGACGUUUGGACAAUUUUGUGUGCUCGCUGCUGAUUUGAAGCGUUUUCGCGCUUCGACCUUUUCGAAUGCAUCAAACUACUGUGAUGUCAAGUACCAACAACUCUCAAGCUCUCUGCUGCAGCAACAGGACGAAGCCAGCCAGGCGGCGACUGCAACGCCGACAGCCGCAGCAACAACGUCCGCAACACCUGCCACAGGUGCACACUAUAACAAAAAGUCGGACAGUUAUGGCACAGAGCUACGCAGUACAAAGUCCUUCAGCAGUGUCGACGACACCAAGAAGAAAAAGAAUGCCACUAAUGAACCCGUCGAGGUAUUCCUCGGCGGCUCCUGCAAUCCAACCACCUGGCGUGCGGAUGUUGCCAUACCCACACUCAAGGAGCUGGGCAUUUCGUUCUACAAUCCUCAAGUAUCCGAUUGGACGCCCGAUCUCAUUGAACUCGAGCAUCGCGCCAAGGAAAAGGCACGUGUAUUAUUUUUUGUUAUGGAUUCGGAAACACGCGCAUCUGCUGGUGCCAUCGAGGCGGCACACAUAGCGGGUCAAAACUGCAAGCAGCUAGUGUUGGUUUUGCAUCCGUAUAAACCAAAUCAAAGGAUCCUCAACGAGCCUAUUUCACAGCAAGAAUACCUCGAUUUACAUCGCAAUCAAUUGAUACUUAAGGAGCUGGUCUCCCGUCGCGGUUUGCCAGUGUUGGAUAACAUCCCGUCCGGACUGCAGCGCACCAAGGAAAUUCUAUCCGGCAUUAGGGAUCCACCGUCCAAAAUAUCUUCUAUAUUAGAUACCGUACGCGGCGCAUUUGACCGCGUCAAUCCCCAAAGCGAACUACUCACUGUGGAACAGUGCAAACGUGCUCUCUUAUUUUUAGGCUAUGCUCAGAGUUUAGUUAAUUUAGAUAAUCUGAAUAAGAUAAUAAUCAAUCAACGCGAAUCAUUGAAACUGCUACAAACGCAAAGUACAAAGGCUGGCGAGGAGACUAAGCAGGAAAAGGACAACGAGAAGGAGGAGGAGAAGAACUGCAGUUCCACGUCGGCCAUGCCAAACCAUGAGCUCAUCGAUUUCGAUCUAUUCUGCGUCAUCUCGGCGUAUCUCUCAGUGCUCCAACAGGAGAUACAUGAGAGCGGUUGCAUCUCGCCCAUCAAGGGCACAAAUGUGCCGCCUCCGCAGGUUUACUUUACCAAUGCUCCAGAUGUCGACAUCUAUUACUCGGCCAGCAAAAACAUUUCACGCACCUCGAGCAACGCCAGCGUUCCGUCGAACAGCAGCAGCGGCAUUGGCCACGAUCUGGAGCGACAGAAUCUGGUGGAGCAGCUGAGUCGCAGUCGCGAUAGUGGCACCUCAUCGCCGCAGCCAAGCGGCAGCAUGACGACGCUGGGUAAAAAGGGUCAGACCCAAAUAAUGCUGAAUGUCGAGUCGAUUGAGACAACCGAAAUAAUCACCACCAAAACGAUUGAAACCAAACCUUUUACGGCUGCCAGCAGCAAUGUGACUGCCACGCCCACCGAGGAGGAGGAGAGUGACUCGAAUGACUCUGUCUUCUCCAGCAGCAGUUCCAUCGCCAGCGCUGGCGACUUACUCUGCUGCUCUGGCCUCGAUCUGCGCGAUGUUUAUCUGGGUGGCAGCUGCGUAUUGCGCACUAAAUGGCGACAGCAGCUCGCCAUGCCCUAUUUGUUGGCCAAGGGUGUGAGUUUUCAUGCGCCUGCGCUGCACGAGAGCAUCACACAGACGUCGGCCACCUUACAAGAGCCGGCGACUGCGCAGGAGCAACGUCCGCAGGAGCAGCAGCAGCAACGUUCGUUUAUGCGCACGCGUCGAAAGUGCCGUGGCAAUCAGCUGCAGCUCGAGGAGCAGGAGGAGCUAACUGUGGCCGAGGAAUCGCUUAGCUGGUCACUGCCUCCCAUGGCUGUGCGCCAGAAUCUCUACAAUCCCACGCUGCUGGACUCCAGUCGAGUGCUGCUGUUUGUCAUCACCAACGAGACGCGUUCCCUGGCUCCCAUGACACUGGCGGCCCAUUGCAUUGGACUCAUGUACAAUGUGGUGUUGGCCGUUCAAAUGCUGCCCGAGGAUUGUGUGCUUGGUGGCGAGAAGCUGACGCUGGCCGCUAUCAAGGACUACAAUCGUGGACGCUCGUAUCUCAUCGAUCUGGCCAAGCGCCAAGGUGUUCCGGUCUUCAAUGACAUCCAGGCAGCUCUGGAAUGCACUGUGGCCAAGGUGCAGAUGUAUAAUAAUCGCGAGCGUUGCUAAAUUCGUACCUGUUUCAGUUUCCAGCACGUGACAAUUUAAGCUACAUUUAUAUAUUUAGUGCAAUUUAUGUUGUUUUUUAACUCUUAAACUAUAGCUAUAUGGAAAUUACUUAACAACGUGUGUGUCUUAAUUGUAUUUAAGUCUAACCAAAUUCAUUUUGCUAUAACUUUAACUAUAAUGCCUAUGCGUCCCCCACUAUGCUAACUAAUAUUGCGUAUACGUAAUCUACCAUAAUAAUUUAAGCUAAACUAAAAGAAAACAAAAGAAGUGUAAAACAAAUAUGUCGUCGCCCAGAAAGCGCAUUUCAUAAACAACAAAGCAUUAUGCUUUAUGCUAAUUUAUUAUUUAUUUAACGUACCACAUAUUGUACAUGUUCAUUUCUUGCGGAAUGAACAAAUUCUGUAAAUAGUUUCGUACGACGAAAGUGUAACUUAGCGCAUAAUACAUACAACAGAAAUAUUUUAUAUUUAGUGAGCAUUACACCAUAAACAUACAUACUUAAAUUACAUAGAAUUUUAGUGGCCCACUGUACCCAGUUAGCAGGCAAAAAUAUCUCAAUAAACAAGUUUUUCUAACAUAAA
This is a messenger RNA of Drosophila albomicans, 4437 nucleotides long. RefSeq lists its product as uncharacterized. The transcript has 10 exons. Gene Ontology annotation, cellular component: plasma membrane. The coding region runs from base 911 to 3856 and encodes 981 amino acids. The record is from RefSeq and is a predicted model, not a curated record. NCBI's taxonomy places the organism in Eukaryota, Metazoa, Arthropoda, Insecta, Diptera, Drosophilidae.